Messenger RNA from Micropterus salmoides (largemouth bass), 645 nucleotides. RefSeq names its product lupus La protein homolog B-like. Gene Ontology annotation, biological process: RNA processing; positive regulation of translation. Lineage: Eukaryota; Metazoa; Chordata; Actinopteri; Centrarchiformes; Centrarchidae. The record is from RefSeq and is a predicted model, not a curated record. The annotation marks the transcript as partial. Gene Ontology annotation, molecular function: RNA binding. Gene Ontology annotation, cellular component: cytosol; nucleus; cytoplasmic stress granule. The transcript has 6 exons.
ACAGCAGCUACACUGUUGCAGAGCCUGCUGGAGAGACGAUCUCUUUUUGGUCCUCGGCGGGCUCUGUAGCACGCAGUUCAACAACGUGCGAGCAGAAAAGUGUGAGGACUUUUGAUUUGAACAGCUACAUCUGGUGCUAACAGCGACUCAACAUUAAUCAUGGCAGAAAAUGAAGAGAUGUCUCCACUUGAGAUUAAAGUGGCACGACAAAUAGAGUACUACUUUGGGGAUCACAAUCUUCCGAGAGACAAGUUUCUCAAAGAACAACUGCAACUUGAUGAUGGCUGGGUGACUUUGGAGACAAUGCUUAAAUUCAACAGACUGAAGUCUUUAACUGAAGAAUGCAGCGUCAUCGUUGCAGCUCUCCAGAAAUCAAAGACUGGCCUCUUAGAACUCAGCGAAGACAAGACUAAAGUCAGGAGGUCUCCAGAAAAACCCUUACCCGAACUGAAUGACGAAUACAAAGACGCUGUUAAACACAAAUCUGUGUACAUUAAAGGUUUUCCUCUCGAAACUACCCUUGAUGAGAUUCAGGAGUGGCUGAAUGGUAAAGGUGCCAUAGAAAACAUUCAGAUGAGGAGAAACCUGCAAAGGCAGUUCAAGGGAUCAGUGUUUAUCUGUUUUGACACAGAAGAGUCAUCUAAG